This is a messenger RNA of Lycium barbarum (goji berry), 382 nucleotides long. RefSeq names its product 26S proteasome non-ATPase regulatory subunit 14 homolog. The transcript has 2 exons. Lineage: Eukaryota; Viridiplantae; Streptophyta; Magnoliopsida; Solanales; Solanaceae. Gene Ontology annotation, cellular component: proteasome regulatory particle, lid subcomplex. The record is from RefSeq and is a predicted model, not a curated record. Bases 52 to 282 code for a protein of 76 amino acids. Gene Ontology annotation, biological process: proteasome-mediated ubiquitin-dependent protein catabolic process; protein deubiquitination. Gene Ontology annotation, molecular function: proteasome binding; protein binding; metallopeptidase activity.
UCCCCCAAAAGCAAAACCUAAAACCCAAUCGGAACUGUAACACAUGUCUGAAUGGAAAGAUUGCAACGAAUGUUCGCCAGAGCUGGCGGGGCGUUAGGCCACCCGCCACCGGAUUCUCCAACACUAGACUCUUCUGAACAAGUUUACAUCUCUUCACCGGCCCUACUCAAAAUGCUUAAACACGGAAGGGCUGGAGUUCCUAUGGAAGUGAUGGGAUUGAUGUUAGGGGAAUUCGUGGACGAGUAUACAGUGCGUCUAGUGGAUGUGUUUGCAAUGCCUUAGAGUGGUACUGGAGUGAGUGUUGAAGCUGUUGAUCAUGUUUUCCAGACCAAUAUGUUUGACAUGCUCAAGCAGACUGGGAGGUAAUAACUGCUUGCUAUUG